UGCGAAACUUUUGGACAGCUUUGUUUACGGGCUUUCGGCACACAGCUGCAACAACAAAGAGAAGAGAGCGGCGAGUUGGUCUAUAUAAGAGACCCGGGCAGUAAGCGAGUACCUAUGGAUCCGCCGGAGACGGACGUGGGCGGAGCAGUGCACGCUGCCGCUGUACAGCGUGAAAACUCAGCAGCUAUUGCUUCCGUAGUAAUACCAACACUAACGGUUACUGCACUAAAAGAAGAAGCGGCGAGUUUGACGGGAAGAAGAAGCGAGUCCUCGCGGCGAGCAACUAUACCGAAGUCGCACUCGGAGGUGCAGCUGCCUGCGGAACUGCACCCAGCGCUCUUGCUGGAGAGAAGUCGGAGAGUCCGCGCCGAGCAGCAAGUGGAGGCGGAGAAGCAGACGUGCCUUGAGCUGACCCGUCUCCUAGAGCUCGAGCGACGGAAGGUGAAGCAGCAGGCGCGUCGGCCGUCGACCAUCUCCGACUCGGUGGCAGCGGCGAGGAGAGAUUCUGGGGUAAUAACCGUCAGUUUCGGCGGCAAGGGGGAAGAGGAGUCGCUGCAUAACGGGGAGAGCGAGAGAGAAGAAGGCCUAGAGAAGGAAGAAGGAAAAGACAAAGGAAACACCGAAGAGGGAGAAAUAAAGAUUUUAUCGACGUCCGAGGACACCACUCCGAAAGAAAACAACUUUGGACACCUCCCAACCCAGUUUCUCUUCAACAACUUCUCCUCAACUGUAUUUCAGCAGCUUCCGAGGGAUCUGCAAGAGAUGUUUCACGUCGAACAUAACCAAGAAAAUUUUGAUGCAGAAGGACAGCCUCCAUCAGUCCUGUCCCUCGCCUACAGAGCCAUUCGCAGCGACAACCCUCGCCAGCUCCGAGACCACCUCGCCGUCAUCGGGGAAGCCAUACUGCAGUCCGUGGAGGGGGCGGAGCUUCUUGGGGAAGCCUGCGAGUGCGGUAGUGACGGGUGCGUGCGAGUGCUCCUUGAUUCCGGGUGUCUUCCGAAUUCCUCUAUCAGAGCAGAUGGAAUGAGCACCAUGCACUUGGCUGCGCAGAAUGACCACGCCUGCUGUAUAUCACUGCUGUUGAAAUGGGGGGCAGACCCUAGCCGUACCGACGGUGACGGUCAGACUCCUCUGUUCAUAUCUCUCUGCGAGGGAUACAGAGAGUGUGUGGACAUCCUCGUGGACGCUGGGAGCUCCCUACAGAUCGUUACCAAGAUGGACUAUACGAUGCUACAUGCGGCAGUGUCUGGAAAGAUGUCCGACGUCCUGCGUCGUCUCCUCGUGUCUCUCCGCACGACCCUUGACCCCAACUCCGUCUCCCACGUCAUCAACUACCAGGACAAGGACGGCAACACCGCCCUUCAUCUGGCAGCCUCUCGUGGAUUUCAGCAAUGUGUGGAGGUGUUGUGUGGCUCUCCACAGACCAUUCUAACAGUCAAAGAUCGCUGGAAUCGGACCGCUCUUGACAUAUCCACUGAUGAUUGCAGGGACAUACUCAUGAGUAAAGACAGUAAAGAGGUGGUGGUGUGUGUGCAAGCUAGACUGCCCGACACUCGCCAAGCCACGCCCAUCGCAAUCGGCCGCACUACGAUCCUGCGUCACUACAAGUGUCUCGACGCGGAACUCCUCGCUGCCCAGACACUGGAACAGUACUGCCACAGUCUGAAGGGGCACGUUCCCAUUCCCUCGUCUCUGGAAUCCGACACGGAAUCGAGCCACAACGACACCCUUCAGCGAAGCACUAGCGGAGGAAAUGCCGAUUUUUCCUCGAGUCAACCGAGCGGUCGACACGGAAACGAGAAUGAUGUUGGGUGGGCGGAGUCUCAGCCUCCAGCAACAUGGGCAGAGCGGAUUCAACAGGAUUUGGAUUCAAAGGGAACCACAGGGGGGAAAAGGAGCCCCCGGGGGUCGAGAAAAUCCACAGAGACAAACCCCUAUUACGGGGACCUGAAAUUUUUGUGGGGGGCCCAGCAAGAGAUGGACAGGAUGGAUCUCGGGGGGUCCAGUAUUGUGAGCUACCGCGUGGGUCCCCUGAGUUGGGCCCCCGGGGAACUGGGGAAGCAGCAGAAGGGGAAGAGUCUGCACGCCAUGGUGGGGGACCGGAGGGGGGGUGGGCUUGGGUGGAUCACGGGGGGCAAACCCACGGAAAUCCACAUCACCCUCAAAGGGCACACGGAAGGUGGGUUGGAUCAGCUGGCUUUUGAGCUGAUGAUCCCCAAGGCAACCCUGCACCAUUACAUCUCCAUGGUGAUGCGAGAUAAGGCGGUGGUAUUGCACGGACCCCAAGGUUGCGGAAAGACGUACCUUGCCAAAAGUAUUGCCGAGUUUCUCAAGCACAAACUGGGCUCCACCACCACCCACAUUCUCCACCUGGCCCUCCACCAGUCCUUCAAGAGAGACGACCUCUUCCGAAUGCUCAGACUCAACGGAUUGCUGAAGUCGGCGAGCGAGCAUGCAGAAAAGGAUGAAGAGCCUCUUUCUCAACACAACUCUCACAUCGUGAUACUGGACGACCUGGAUAGAAUCUCGGGCUACUCGACUCCCAGCGUCCUGGGAGAGCUCCUAACGAUGCUUAAUUAUAGGGGCCCCCUCAAUCCCACGUGGCUUGACGCCGUCCACAGUCGCGAGGGGAACAUUCUCUACCCGGCCGGUCUCUACUUCCUCAAGAACUCUGCCUACUUCAUCGCCACCAGGACGCAGGCUAGUGGAGAAGCGCUGCCGGCAGCAGUGAUGGAUCAGUUUAGUCACAUCCCGCUGGCCCGUCACAGCGAGCCUACCUCUGGGGUUCUCUACCGACAGCUGGUGGCCAGGUUGAUUCACACAAGGCACGGAGACACUCCUCACAGGUGGGACAAGGUGCACCGCUGUGUGAGCUGGGUCUGGGAGAUAUGGCAACUCUACAACAACUACAUGAAGCAGCUGGAUCUCACCGAGCUCUCUCUCGGUUUGAAACACAUGUUGCAGUGCCCUGUGGAAAGUGGGAGUUCAGACAACAUUCAGAGUUGGCUCAGUCAGCUAUGGGAGCACCACGUGGCCCCCAGAAUCGAGGAAACAGUCCUCCACAGUAGAAGAAUGGAGGGACAGCAUCAUCAACAGACUGCCCACCUGCUGCUUAGAGCUGUUGUGGACCGAACAUUCAGACCAACAUGCCCUCUAGGAAUUGGAGCUGCUUCUUCACUGCUGGAGAGCCUUUACCCCCUCACCCCCUCCCCCUCUUCCUCCUCCCUCCCUCCCUCCCUCUCAUCUCCCUCGUUUCGACGGAGGCACAGCAGCCAAGGGAACGGUUCUCCGGGUUCCUCUCUCGUGUCCCCAGUCCAGUCCAUCGGCUCGGUACCUGACAUCAGACGUGGAAUUGUGAAAUCAUCAGAGUAUGGAAGUCUGGGAUCGGAGUCCCCGAACAUGUCUCCCCGCACUCCCAAAAAAGUGAUGCGUGGUGAUGGAGACAUGGACACUGCGUCGCUGGACAGAGUAAAGCUCAAGAACGCUGCCAGUCGCAAGAACACACUUCGCCGACUGCGAUCUCGAACCAUAAGCCUGUUCUCCAAGGAGGGACUGGGGCUGGGAGGAGGAGGAGGAUUUGGGGAGGGAGGGGGAGUUGGAGAAGGAGACACAAAGAAAGCUGGCAAACCUAAAGAGACAGGCUCCACACUGCCAAGGAUCUUCAAGAAGGCAAAGACCAGACCAGCUCUCCCGGCUCUCUCAGAGAAGCAGAACUCCAAGAGUCCCAAACUGGACCGCGCCCACGACCUGGAGGAUUUCUUCGACAUGCUCUCCACCGCCAGCUCUAAUCGCUUUGACGACCAGCGAAGCCCCGCCCCCAAGGCACUCUCCCAGUCGAGAACACAACCAAACUCCACCUCUGCUGUCCAGGAACCCUCGGAUAAGAAUCGUGACUCUCUGUCAGGUGGUCUCCGUAAGGGAUCUCGACUGGAAAACAUUCCUCCCAGUCUUGUCAUGUCCAUGCCGGACCUUCUGAGUGACGACGAGUCCGAUACCCAUUCCGUUGACAGUCUCUAUUCCACUCCAGAGAAGUCCCAGUCCCAUUCCAAGCCUCGGUCCUUGGCCUACGCCAGCGGGGCGUCGUUGCCGCCUCAGAAGGCCCAGGAACAGCACAGGUGCUCCUCUCCCGAAGGUCCGUUGUCAGAGCCACUCCGGAGACGAGCGAUCCACAGAGCCGGGAAUAUAGUGGGAGAGGAGUUAAAUAACUCGUCUACUGGGAGCUCACCCCCUGCAGGCAGACACAGAGCGAGUCCUUUGGCUAUCACUACUUAUGUAUACAGUCCUGCGGCACGGAGAAGCAUCGAGGGAGAUGAGGGGGGUAGCGAAGACAUAGGGAAAUGGAGUCCAAACCCAUCCUCGACUGUUGAGAAAGAAGAGGGAGAGAAGGGGGAGGUGGCAAUGCUUGAUCGCGAAUCCCCAGACGGGAAAUACCCGACGGAGGUUCAGGUCGGAGACGUGGGUCUGCCGCAGCGAACAUUCCCAGACAGAGCGGCUAGCAGACGGCACCAGAGAGUCCACGUCUCCCCCUCGGACCCCGGGCCCGUCCCCAAGAGGAAUCAUUACCAUUGUGAGAGUGGGGAGACGGGGGGAGGGGUGAAGGAAGGAUGGGCGGAGGAGGUAGAGAGGCGUGGCAGUCCCGCCUUUCGCAACCCCGGCGGCAGGCACAGAACAUUGUCUCCGAUAACAAACACCACGCCCCUUGGCAACGGUCAGCUGCGUCCGAGAAGAGUGCUCUCCGAGGGCGACAGGUGCCAAAGUCUUGAGGAGAUUCUGGAGUCGGAAGAAGCCCGAAGCUCUCACAUCCUCUUCGACGCUGGGCUAGGAUUUCUCAGCACCUCUCCCAUCGUGAAGGGGGUUUCAUUGCCAGCUAGGGGCCAGUCUUUCUCUGGAGGCAGUCCAAAACUCAACAUCAGAAAGCAACCUCCCAUCAGCGAACAUCACGAAAUGUAGAAAACCUAACUCUUGCUGUCACACAUCACACGGCUAUCUACCCAUGUAAUGCAUGUGCACUCUGAAAUUGGCAUUAUAUAGAACUUCUCAGGUCAAUCAAUCCUUGUCCAAAAGAGGAGAAGAG
Geodia barretti is the source of this 5074-nucleotide messenger RNA. NCBI's taxonomy places the organism in Eukaryota, Metazoa, Porifera, Demospongiae, Tetractinellida, Geodiidae. The record is from the annotation of a GenBank genome assembly.